AUGGAUUCUUACUAUUUUUUGCUGAACAACCAGCCGGAGUGCAGGACCAAUAUUUUUGAUGCACCGCGCCCUGGCCCCAUGCCUCGGCCAACUUUUAACAUCAAACUUCCAUCUAUCAAAGAGAUGAUGUCAAGUAAGAUCAACGAUCUCCCACAUCGUCAUCGAUCUAAAUUCACAGAUAUUCUUGCUGCAUAUGACUUGGAGGUUGACAAGUCAUGCGUAGCCAUAAAAGACAGCAUCGACAAAAUUAUUGUCAAGCAAUAUGACAUAGCAGACAAGUUUAUAGAAUUGAUAGACGAGGUACUACGUGCCGAGUCUGAAAAUUUGGAAAACGAGACGGAUGAGCCACAGCAACCGGGGAAUUCGGCUGAUUCAGCAGGACACACAGUUGAUGCCACCCAGCCCACACCCGAUAUGCCAUCCCAAGCUUCGCAGCUUGAGACCCAAAUGGGUGCUACUCAGUUUGAAGAAAUUCACGAAAGACAACAGCAUAUCCGUACAGUCCUUGAGACCUUUCCCGACGAAUCGGAUGUGGUUUCAGAUCAACAGAGAGGUGCAAUGGCAACAGAGGAAAUGGAACAAAAUGACAGUGGGCCAGUUUUUGACCAGACCCCAACUCCUCAUGUUGAUACACUCAAAGGUACUACAAACUCUGGAUCUGAUCCACCACUUACAGAGCAAGAGUGUAUCCGUUCUCUGUGGGAUUUAAUUUGUUCCAAGGACAUUGACCAAAGCAGGUACAUGUAA
This is a messenger RNA of Zea mays, 747 nucleotides long. RefSeq lists its product as uncharacterized. The coding region runs from base 1 to 747 and encodes 248 amino acids. The record is from RefSeq and is a predicted model, not a curated record. The transcript has 4 exons. Lineage: Eukaryota; Viridiplantae; Streptophyta; Magnoliopsida; Poales; Poaceae.